Messenger RNA from Cyprinodon tularosa, 1718 nucleotides. RefSeq lists its product as uncharacterized. Gene Ontology annotation, cellular component: external side of plasma membrane; membrane. The transcript has 6 exons. The record is from RefSeq and is a predicted model, not a curated record. Bases 103 to 1629 code for a protein of 508 amino acids. Gene Ontology annotation, molecular function: cytokine receptor activity. Gene Ontology annotation, biological process: immunoglobulin mediated immune response; cytokine-mediated signaling pathway. Lineage: Eukaryota; Metazoa; Chordata; Actinopteri; Cyprinodontiformes; Cyprinodontidae.
ACUACAGCUUACACAGUACAUUUCAAAAUAAGAGUUGAGGCUCUCUGAUGUACCUGCAUUAGUUCAAUAAGGGCUAAACACUUUUUCCAGACUCUUUAUAUCAUGUUGGUGGUAAACAACUGGAUGUCUGAUUUUACAGUUAAGGUGAAUCCGCCAGGAAAGCCUAAUGUGAACCAGACAACUGUGACCUGGGUAACCCAAGCUAUAACACACACGACCAUUACAGAAUUCCGUUACCAGCUACAGUGGAAACUAAAUAAAAUGUCAUGGAGUGAUCCCUCUGUUCAGACUAAAGUCACUCAAUGUAAACCGCCCUGGGAGGUAAAACUGGAUCCCAGUUUGCUUAUAAAAGAUGAGACUUAUGAAGCACGUCUUCGUGCAGAGGCUUGUGACAAACAUCUAAAUGGAACCUGGAGUGACUGGAGCCCCACAGUUGCAUGGGUAUCACAAGUGGGAACAAAGAAACCAACACCAGAGUGGAGUGUGGGUGAAGGUGCUUUAACCUUAGUAGUGCUGGGUCUUCUGCUCACUGGCAUAGUCCUCUUUAUCCGCAAAAAAAAGCUGAUCUAUGUGGUGAAGAGCUUCAAAGGUGUACCCUUACCAGAUCCUAGAAAAUCUGAAAUUUUCCAGGACUGGGUUCAUCUGAACUCUAGCAGUAAAGAAGUUUGUCAUACAUCAAAGCCUGAGAAAUCUGCAGUCCUGACUUGGUUAAUUUCCCACUUUACUGGUGAAUACGUUCAAUCUUAUUUGAGCUCAGUGGAAAUCGUUUCUCAUGAAGUAACCUCCACUGUGGAUGCCAUGAUGUUCUGCAAGCCAGAUGUAAAAUUUAUGCCAGAAAGCGGUACAUCAGAUUCCAGCGGCUCCAGCUUUUCCAACCCCAGUUACUCAGAGCUUUACCCUUGUAUGCCAAAUGAAUAUCCAAAGUCCUUUGCAAGUAAUGGCCCUUACAAGCCUGUUCAAAACAUUGAACAGGAGAGUGAAUGUUUGGCAAAAAAAGAUCUGGAAAUGGUUAAGUUACUUUUUAUGGGAGCUCAUAAAAAGGAGGCAGUGGUGGUCUCAGACUAUGAGACGGUUGGAAAGCAAGAGGCUGAGCGCCUCAGGCUCCACAGUGUAGAUUCAGGCAUGUGCAGUUGUGAAGAAGUCAGUAAGGAAAACAUGGAGGCAGACAGCAUAAAUAUAACUGAAGGACCUGAUGAGGGGACAACCAACAAGGAGGAAAAAGAGGAGGAAGGCAGGGUAGGAAAUAAGACAAAAUUAGAUUUUAAGACAUUGUUUGGAGGCAGUGGGAGCAUUUUGGCCAAAAACUCUAUUUGUUCCGAUUACAAACAAAUCCCCAAGCUCUGGUCAGAAGUUAGCAUGAUAGCUGAGGAAAAUGAGAGACAGAAAGACAGCACAGAGAAGGACGAUAAGCCUUCUGAAACAACUUGCUUCCUGUUACCUACUCCUCUUCUCAGUGCCCUCCCACAGCAGCCAUUAAACAAUGAAGGGUCAACUUUAAGCUCAUUUUUGCCACCUCUUCACGGUAAUGACAUACUUAAGCAGAUGGCUCUUUCAGGAAGUGCAUUGAAGCAGUCCUGUGCUGAUGGCUACAUGCCAGUGGGCAGAAAAAGAGCUGAUGAUGGACCUUAGUACAGUCAGACAUAAAAUAUAAUUUUUCUCAGGAAUUAACCAGUACCCAUUGUUCAAAUGGAAAGUGGUAGUUUUAAUGGACAUAUUUU